AUGUCGUCCCAUGGUGGACAGCCGAAUUUCCCAUUCGGAUAUCAACAAGAGAAUAUACACGGAUUAGGUCUGCCUGAAUUCAUCACUCCAGGCCCUCCACCAGGUCAGCCCUUGCUCAAUGCAACCGAAAACCAGAAUCUCGAUUCCUUCUUCAACGACUUCGACCAGAAUGCCCCUGCAAAACAUUUUUCUCAAUUCGUUCCUACGGGACACGACCAAUACUUUGGCAUACCACCUUUGUUCGUUGGGUCAGAGACCGAUUUGGGACCUCAGUCUAUGAUUGCUCCCAAUCCAUUGCAGAGCGGAGGGUUUCAGUAUGGCAGCGACAUGCUUGGGCAUGAUCUCAACAACUUUCGCCACACAAGUAUCGGACACCCUGGCAUGCACAGUCACUUGUACGGCGAUCCGUCCAUGCAGAAUCCUAUACCCAAUCAUAUCCAGCCAGUAACCUCAAUGCAACCGGCUUUUGGAGCUACAUGGCAGCAACAAGACUUCCACCAGCCCGCAAUGCCAAACCCCCAGCAGCCGAAUCGGCAACCGAUGGCUUUUGGUACCGAUGCUCGAUUUCAGCCCAACGGCUAUGCGGCCCCUCAUAAUCCCUCUGAUCCGGAUCUUCCCAAUGGAAUGAAAAUUCACCCUAUGGAUUUUUUUGAGCCGACGAGUGGAAGUACCACCCAACCAAACACUCGGCCGAGCACCAGGCCCAAUACGCAGCCAUCAAGUCCCAAUUGGCAAAAGAAGAGGACUUUUGACGACUUCCAGCAAGAUCAGCCCAAUCAGACAGGAUUGAAUCUACCGACGAAUGGGCAGCAGAGCAUUACCCUGACUCAACCAAGCUCUCGGAAACGAGGUUCUAUGACAAAAAGCGACAAGGCCAAAAGUACACAGCCACCUACGCCGCUCUCGCACCACAAAUCACAGACGCCCGUAAAGAGUGAAGGCGACGAUCACGAAGAAGAUGCCGAGGCAGAAGAGGAAGACGAAGCCACUCCCGAACAACUAAGCUCGUCCUCACCCACUCGGGGGCGCCGGAGGAUCACUGCUCCCCCACAGUCAAAAGCUGCCCAGAAAAAGAAGGCUAGUUCAAAUACGACAUCAUCUCCGACCAAGCCCGGACCUAGAGUGAAGAUGGUUGCUAGGAAAAUUGUCAGUAGUAGAGUUCCACUCACCCAGGAACAGAGGAAAGCCAACCACACGAAUUCCGAACAGCGUCGUCGCGACGCUACCGCCAGAGCCUACGCUGAACUGUACGACCUGGUACCCGAACUUGAGGAUCACGGUAAACAGAGUACGAUGAAAAAGCUCGAAGUUGUUGUGGCGAAGGUCCUUCGCGUCAAGCAAACGGUGUACGAAUUAAGGAUGAAGCUUGGCCUUGACAUUCACACCGGCAGGCCCAAAGACCUCAACGACGCAAAUGCACAAUGA
Exophiala spinifera is the source of this 1425-nucleotide messenger RNA. RefSeq lists its product as uncharacterized. The record is from RefSeq and is a predicted model, not a curated record. Bases 1 to 1425 code for a protein of 474 amino acids. The transcript is spliced from 2 exons. Lineage: Eukaryota; Fungi; Ascomycota; Eurotiomycetes; Chaetothyriales; Herpotrichiellaceae. Gene Ontology annotation, molecular function: protein dimerization activity.